AUGUUGGUAAAGUAUGGGAAAAGAUCCAGCGCCCGAAACUCGAAAUUGCCUCCAGGACCAAGAAAACUACCUCUUAUAGGAAAUUUGCAUAACAUGACAGGCCUACCGCAUCGCACCCUCAGGAAUUUGGCUAAGAAGUAUGGCCCCAUUAUGCACUUACAGCUUGGUGAAAUUUCUACAGUUGUUGUCUCUUCGCCAAGAGUUGCCCAACAGAUAAUGAAGACCCAUGAUUUGAUUUUCGCAGACAGACCAGAAAUACUUGCUUCAAAAAUCAUGUCAUAUAAUUGUGCUGGCGUAGCAAUUUCUCGCUAUGGUGAUUACUGGAGGCAAUUACGAAAAAUUGUCGUGUUGGAGCUUUUAAGUGCUAGACAAGUUCGGUUAUUUGGAUCACUAAGAGAGGAAGAGGUAUCAAAUAUGAUUCAGAGUAUUUCUUUGAAAGCUGGUUUACCUGUCAACAUCAGUGAGCUAACUUCAUCCCUGUCUAAUGAUGUAACUUCUAGAGCAGCAUUUGGUAAUAAAUGCAAAGACAAAGAAGUUCUUAUAUCAUUGUUGCAAGAAGCAACUUCUAUGUCAGGAGGUUUUGCAAUGGAAGAUCUUUUCCCCUCGAUAAAAAUGCUACAUUUUAUUGGUGGAGUCGCAUCUAAAUUGAAGAGAAUGCACAAGAGGGUUGAUAAAUUUCUAACUGAAGUAAUCGAAGAACACAUAAGGAAUAGGACAACAACUGAAUGUUCUAAUGAUGGUCAGUCAGAGGAGGAUCUAGUAGAUGUACUUCUUUGUGUCCAAGAGAGCGGCGAGCUUCAAUUUCCGCUAACAAUGGAAAACAUCAAAGCAGUCAUCUUGGAUACAUUUGGUGCAGGAACUGAUACUUCAGCUGGCACCACACAAUGGGCAAUGUCUGAGAUGAUGAAAAACCAUAGAGUUAUGAAGAAGGUGCAAGAUGAAGUCAGGCGGGUAUUCAAUGGGAAGAAACGAUUCUGCGAAGCAGACAUUCAAAAACUAGACUACUUAAAGUUAGUAAUCAAAGAAACUUUGAGGCUACAUCCUUCUGCACCACUCUUACUUCCAAGAGAAAGUAGAGAGAGAUGUGAAAUUGAUGGAUUUGAAAUACCGGCAAAAACAAAAGUAAUUGUCAAUGCGUGGGGUCUUGGAAGAGAUCCAGAAUACUGGAGCGAUGCGUACACGUUUGAACCAGAGAGGUUUGAUGGAAAUUCUGUUGAUUAUAAGGGGAGUAACUUCGAAUAUAUUCCAUUUGGAGCUGGUAGGAGGAUGUGCCCAGGGAUGUCAUUCAGUUUAACCGUUAUUGAACUAGCACUUGCUCAGUUACUGUACCACUUUGACUGGAAGCUCUUGGAACAUGGGAAGCCUGAAAACUUAGACAUGACUGAACGCUUUGGUGUUACGCUUAGAAGAAAGAAUGACUUGAUUUUGAUUCCCAUCCUUAUGUUAAAUGAUAUCCCUUUUACUUUGCCAUAA
Papaver somniferum (opium poppy) is the source of this 1473-nucleotide messenger RNA. Its product is annotated as cytochrome P450 71D8-like. NCBI's taxonomy places the organism in Eukaryota, Viridiplantae, Streptophyta, Magnoliopsida, Ranunculales, Papaveraceae. Gene Ontology annotation, molecular function: heme binding; monooxygenase activity; oxidoreductase activity, acting on paired donors, with incorporation or reduction of molecular oxygen. The record is from RefSeq and is a predicted model, not a curated record. The transcript is spliced from 2 exons. The coding region runs from base 1 to 1473 and encodes 490 amino acids.